UAAGAAUCUAAAAUAUGAAAAAGAAAAAUACAUAAAAAAAAUCAAAGAAAAUACAACAUAAAAUAUAAAUAAUGUAACUUUUUUUUAUCAAAAUGGUUAAAAUGAAUUCCUCAAUUUUAUCUGACUCCGUCCCUUGGUCUGAAGUACUAGGUGUCACGUGUGGAGCAGUAGCAGAAGCUCCCAUGUUCCACCAGUCAGUCACCAGGUAAGAGUUGAGGUCCCCAUUUCACCUUUGAUGGUUGCUGAUUUGUCUGAAUAUGACUCAUUGGCUUUAGUACUUUCUGUGCUUAAUGUUGAAUCAAGAAAUGAAGAAUUUUCAGCAAGGUUGCUUGAUUCAGUUCUUCAAGAUUAUGCUUUUAGAGCAUUUGUUAGGCCAAGAACUGGAAUUCCUUAUGAUGGAAAUGUGCCCUCAAAUUUCAGUGGAAUUAAAGUUUCUGGUCUAAGGCUAAGAAGUGGCAGCAUGAGGAGAAGGGGUGUAAGCAAAUACAAAGAAUUUCAUAUCCCAAUUGGUGUUCUGGAGCAACCAUAUGUAGAGAGGCUUAUUUUGGUGUAUCACAAUUUAGCCAAUUGGUCUGAUUUGUAUUACCCUUUACCAGGUUACACUUAUUUAACACCAGUUUUGGGUAUUUUAACUUAUGAUGCUUCUAAUUUAUCAGCUAGAAAUCUGCCAGAGUUGGAUAUAAGAGCAUCAAAGAAGCCUAUUUUGGUCAAUUUUUCUAAUGUUGUUAAGCCAGUGCCAAUGGGAUUGUCACCAAAAUGUGUUUACUUUAACUUGGAUGGUGCAGUGGAAUUUGACAAUAUAUUGAAUGGCAAUAUGUGUAAGACUACCAAACAAGGCCAUUUUUCUGUAGUGGUUGAGUUCACUACUGCUGAACCAGAACCUGAACCUGAACCUGAACCUGGCACAGAUGGUCAUAAAAAAAGUGGUAGGAAAAAAUGGGUAAUAUUUGGAUCAGUUGUUGGCGGAUUUGUGGCUUUGAUUUUCUUAGUGUUAUUGAUCGCUUGUCUAAAAAAGUAUGAUAAGCAGAAAAAGAUUGACAGAAUGGAACAGGAAGCAGAAAGAGGUGUACCAUUGCUUAUGACAAGAGUUGGGAAUACAAAGGCUCCAAUCGCUUCAGAGACUCGUACAAGACCCUCAUUAGAGAAUGAAUAUCUCCCAUAGAGAUUUGAAUUUUUUAUUAUUCAUCUGGUAAUUCAAAGAUUUUUUGCAACAUUUAAUUCAAUUCUUUACCUUUCAUUAUGUUGUACAUUCUGUUUACUUUGUGCCAUCAUCUUGAUGAAUAUCAGUAGAGACUUUUGCUUAUUACACAUGUUUUACUAUUGUAAGUUUUUGUAGGUGUGUUUAGUCAACUUGUUCUUGAAGUUCCCAAGUUUCAACAUUGUUGCUUUAAGGAAAAGGAAUAAGUGACCUUCCUUGAACCAAAAAUAAAGAACCAAACAAACCAACCAAAAUAAAUAACUAAUAAAUUAAUCAUCCAUACAGCCUAGCACAAUUAAUCCAGAUGCUGACUUUCAUCCAGCUGUGGCCUAAGUAGUUCUCUCCCACUUAUUCUUUGCUAAGAUCUGCAGCUAGCUCAAAUGUGUUGCAUAUUCUAAUAACCAUCUUCUUUAGCUCCCUCCAAAAUCUUAUCCGUUAUGUCAGCCCUCCUUCAACAGGCAGACGGGAUAAUCAAAUUUCCCCUCUGAAGGUCCCCUAAGAUAAUCGAUUUGCUCUCUGUUCAGCAUAGGCCAUUGAUAUUCCUUACUUCUCAAGUUAAGAAUUUUAUGAUCCCUUCGAUUGUAUCCCAUAAUAAAAUCUCACUGAUAAACAUCUUGUCAAUGAUUGGUUUAGUUAUCUAGCGGAAAGAUUUUUUCUCAAAGAUUUAUAUACACAUUCCUUCCAGUCCAAUGCAUUCAUCGGGUUAUUUCUACAUAAUUAUCUGGUUGCUAAUUCCUGCUUUGGUUGGAUCUCAAUCAAAUAGUUCAGAUUCAUCUGCAAGAAGCUCACUUGAUUCCUUACUUCAGCAAUAUGCUUUCAGGGAAUUGACCUGGCAAAGAACCAGAACUGGUGUUCCUUAUGAUGCGUAUGUUCCUUCCAACUUGAUGGGGAUAAAAGUUUCAGCCGUGAUUCUUAAAAGACACACCUUAAAACGGAGAGUCUACGGCUACUAUAAAGAAUUCUUUAUCCCAUCGGGGAUCAUAGUGGAGCCUUAUGUAAAGAAACUUGUUCUGGUUUACCAAAACUUGGGUAAUUGGUCAUCCUUUUACUACCCUUUGCCAGGUUACACUCAUUUGGCACCAGUUUUGGGAAUCUUGGCUUAUGAUGCUAAUGAUUUGUAUGCCACAAAUCUACCGGAAUUGGAUAUAUUAGCAUUGGAAGAUCCUAUCACCAUUUGGUUUCCUAAUGUGCAGCCAGCACCAGAGGGGUCUUUUCCCAAGUGUGUUUGUUUCUACUCGAAUGAUUUGGUUGAAUUUGGCGACGUUAAGGAUGGAAACACUUGUGAAACCAGAAUACAAGGCCAUUUUUCUAUAGUAGCUGAGGUGAAAGCUGCUCCAAGUCCUUCGCCUACUCCUAGUGCCAAUGAAAUUGCCCCAAGUCCUUCUCCUACAGCUGAUGAAAAUGAUCAUCAAAACAUCUACUCUAAAAUGUGGGCGAUUUCAUUGGUGUUUCUAUUUUUUGCUCUCAAGGGAAUAUUGUUUGUUAUUGUAAAAAAGUCCGGAUUAUUGGAAAUAAAACAGAGGUUGUAUGAUUCAGCAGCAGUUGUUCAGCCCUUGUUAAGGAACACAGCGGUGCCAUUGGAAGCUCCAAUUAGACCAUUGCCGGAGAAUGACUAUGUGCUUUAAGUGGCAACACCAACUUUUUGUGGCUUGCAUACUUAGCUAUAUUUUGUGAGAAGUCUUUUAUGCUAUCAAUAUAAUUUAAGUGCCACUGGAAGCUAUGUGCUUUAAUUUAAGUGGCAACACCAAUUUUUUGUGGCUUGCCUGCUUAGGAACAAUUUGUAAGUCUUUUCUGCUAUCAAUAUAAUUUAAUCUGUUAUAACAA
Molecule: messenger RNA, 3022 nt
Organism: Capsicum annuum
Lineage: Eukaryota; Viridiplantae; Streptophyta; Magnoliopsida; Solanales; Solanaceae
Exons: 2
Coding region: 1888-2823 (311 amino acids)
Cellular component (GO): membrane
Source: RefSeq, a predicted model, not a curated record